UCGGGGACCUAAGCACACUAGACUUUUCGACCGGAGGCGGAGGCCUCGACUCUAAGGGGAGAAGGGGACUUGAGCAGGUUUUUCUCUCGCUCUGUGGUCUCUGAAACGGACUCGUCAGGCAGAAAACAAACUUGUCCGUGACCUGUCUCAGUCUCAGCAGCAGCUGCAGGAAAAUAUUCUCGCGAGAUCUGGCAAAACAUAGCUCUUCUCUGUGUUGGUGCUGAAUCGUCUGUCUGGUUUCACCCGAUGUUAUCUAAAACAACUUAAUAGAGUAACUUUCUGAACCGUCUCUGAUACAACACGAACUGUUCCGUCACACACACGGCGUUCACAAAACGAGAAGAAGGUGGCGAGGAGACCACGCCCACUUAGGGGACAGGAAACGUAUUUUUUAUUUUUUUUGAAUCAUAUGUCAGUAUAUCACUGGCGGACCCUGUAGUGUGUUAUCUUCUGUUCGAGAGGAUCUUUGACCCUUUAGAUAAACAAGCUUGCAACGCAGCCGAGGUGACAAUAAAUAAACAAAUAAGAAGAGCCGAGAGGCUGACCAAUCAGAUAUCCCCGUCCCUGACAGCUGGCCAAUCACAGAGCGCGCAUCGGACUGAAAACUAUUCAACAUGGAGGCAACAGUUGAAAAGCUCGAAGCGAUGUUCCUGAAGUCGGAGGCAGACCUGGAAUACAUCGAGAAGCGGCUGAAGCUGGACUUCAUCAACAGCACUGCAGAGAAUGGAUGUCCCGCUGAGGAGAACCCGGCAGUGAUGCUGGAGACCCUGAGGUCCAUCAAGGCCAAACACACAGCGCUGUGCGCUCAGGUGACGGAGAUCGCAGCCGCACAGAAAGAGUCCAUGGACUCCAUCAGGAACAACCUCGGCAGUGUCAUGGGGCUGAUCCAACACUUCCAGGAGACUACUGACGUGGAGGUUCAGCCACCGACAGAGUCAGUGCAAGAGUCCGCAGAGCUCCUGGGUUCAGCUUGCAUUAAGACCACAUCAGAGGUGUCUUCUGCGGUUGCAGAUUCUUGCCAACAGCAGCCAUCGAGCUGCGAGUAUGAGGAGCUGAGUGAAGCGACGUUUGAGGGGGUUCCUCUCAGCAUACGCUCCAACGUUAAGCUGGAUGACCUCAAUGUGUUCUACCAGCAGCUGCAGCAGCACUUCAGCAAAGACAGUGGCUCCCUUAGUGCACAGAAGAUGAAGCAGUUGAAGAUGAAGGUGAGCAAUGCCAAGCUCAAGGUCCUGCAGCACCUCUCUUUAGUCAAGAUGGACAAGAAAGGCAACAUUCGUCUCGCGAUGUGAGGUGGAUCAACAGCUGGGGAGACUGCUGACGGUUGACUGUGGGUUCUGCUCUACCACCUGUUCCACAUGACCUGGAAUAUGGAAGGUGAACUUACUGAAGGACCAGACUGGAGAGGCUCUGGGGCCAUGGUCAGACACAUGACAUAAGUCAAAUUUUCAGUCCGGAUGUUGUUGUUUACUGUUGCAGUUUAAAUCCACAAGCGAUGCAUAUUUGAACACUAUAGGUCAUAUUUGUCUUAUUUAUAUGUAUCUUAACCUUCUGUACCACCUGCCAUCUCAAUGUGCUUUCGGUAAGGUUCAGUACACACUUGGCAAAGAUACAAGGAGAAGAUUGAUCACCAUAUUGUUUUUCUAAUAAAACUGGAUACUCUGGGACAUUAAGUCAUCUGAAGAGUAACUUAACAGCAGGCUGGAAAUCUGAGUGCUGCUGCCCUCUCUAGUUCAAAGUUUCAAGCCGGUUUCACCUCUGACUCUGUUGAAUCUAACAACAAUACCCAACAGUCACAUCACAUAGUUCUGUCACAGUAAACAAAAAUGAUCAGGGUGUGUCAAGUUACUCUUUUACUAGAUAAAUGAUCAAAGUGUGGACCGAAAACGACUGUCAUUUGUCUGCCACAGCCCGACUUUGCCCACAUUCAAGCUCACAUUAUUUACUUACUCUUCAAAUAGAUCUAUCCCAAGGAAUAAGAAAUCAUACUUCUAUUUUAAACACGGGUAUCGGCACAAAUUUUCAUAAGCCAGCCAUAGGUACGUGUUUACUGCGAGUAUAUUUUCACACAAGUGACGGUUUAGUAACUCUACAACAAAUUAUUCAAACUGUUUGACUUGAUAAAUGCAUGGACGUCUGGUGCUGUCAAUUCUUGAUAAAUAUCUAUACAAAUUAUAUUUUGUGUAGUAUUUUGGUACUACACAGCUGUUCAGUUGGCGUCGAUCAGUCAAUGUGCUAGUCAGUUCGAUAUUGUUAAUGGGCAUUGACUAAUGUAGUUUCUAACAAUAUUGAUUGUUCAUGUCCGUAUGUUCAGAAUGUUCUCGACAUGAGACGAUAAAUGUUGAAGAAGCAUUUACCUCUUAAAGAAAGCUCCAUGGCUGUCAGAGGAAAGCAAAGUUCUCUAAAUGGAGGGAUGGACUGCCUGCUUUAAAAUCAGAUGGUGUCUUUGUAUUUCAUCCUGAAACAGCACAAUGUAAAAAUAAAAUUGUUUGUGUUUUGUUUGUUCUCAUUAAGGCCGUAUUCUUCAUUAUGGUUUUAAAAUGAAACAAUGACUCGACUGGACUUUUAGCCUGGGUUCUGCCUGCUGCACACAAAAUGAUCUGUGUACAUCAGAAUGACUUCAGGACAUGUUUAAAUAAAUGAUCUAAUAAUUCAAAUGAU
Molecule: messenger RNA, 2658 nt
Organism: Larimichthys crocea (large yellow croaker)
Lineage: Eukaryota; Metazoa; Chordata; Actinopteri; Sciaenidae
Gene: ska2
Product: spindle and kinetochore associated complex subunit 2
Exons: 8
Coding region: 615-1289 (224 amino acids)
Biological process (GO): mitotic cell cycle; cell division; chromosome segregation
Cellular component (GO): outer kinetochore; spindle microtubule
Molecular function (GO): microtubule binding
Source: RefSeq, a predicted model, not a curated record